Molecule: messenger RNA, 603 nt
Organism: Miscanthus lutarioriparius
Lineage: Eukaryota; Viridiplantae; Streptophyta; Magnoliopsida; Poales; Poaceae
Source: the annotation of a GenBank genome assembly
AUGCCAAUGGCGAUGGCAACGAGCAGGGCGGCAUCACUAGCAAGCCUCAAGAACAUCUUGGCGGUGGCGCUACUGUGCGCCGCCGUCGCGGCCUCCUUCCUCCCGCUCUCGUCCGCCGGCGUGUCCCUUGUCUCGCUGACCUGCCGCAAGACGGCGCACGAGCGCCUCUGCAUCUCCACCCUCGCGCCGGACAGACGGAGCGACGCCGCCCAGUCCGUCCAGGAGCUCGCCGUCGUCGCGCUGACGGUCGCCAGGAACUCCACGCGGGACGCCGUGUGGCGCACCACGGUCCUGGAAUCCCGGGUUCGGACGCCGCUGGAGCGCGACCGCCUGGAGCAGUGCCGCGCUCUGUACUCGGAGUGCCUCCGCGCCACGACGACGACGAUAGCCCUGGUGAACGCGGCGAGCUACGACGCUGCCGCCCGAGCCUCGAGCACCCUCCACUGGUACCCGGAGAAGUGCCAGAGCCUCUUGUACAUGCAGGGGGUCGAGUCGGCCAUGGAGCAAACAAACAAGCAGGUGGAGGGGAAGCUGAUCGCCUCAACGGAUAUCGUUCACUUGCUACUUGCUAGGCGCGGAGCAGACAAAUUCAACCUAGAGUAA